AUGUCUGACGCUACGGCCGCGAGCUACAAGAAGCUCAAGGAGGACUUCGUCUCAAACCUCUCUGGUGGUUCCGCUUCAGAAAUCAACUACGUGACUGCAGUCGCUCCCGUCGCCGUCCUGCUAUGGUCCGUUCUCCAGUCCCGCCAGUCCUUCUUCAAGCCAUACACUGUGCUGGGAGCUGUCCUCGACUACCUCCUCAACGUCACCGCCAUUCUCCUCUCCACGACUCUCUACGCUUCCUCCCCCCUCCUCCUGAGCGCACUACUCCUCGCCCCCGCCGCCUUAACCUACGCCUUCCCUCCCAAUCUCGGCGCCAGUCGCAAAAAGCCUGCCAUACCCCCCAAUGCCAAGUCCAAGGCCGCCGCCGCGGGCACUCCUAAAGCGUCGCCUUCGGCGUUGCCCCUCAAGCCGUUUCUGACGCACUAUCGUGGCAGCAUGCUCGUCGUCACCUGCAUCGCCAUCCUCGCCGUUGACUUCCGCCUUUUCCCCCGCCGCUUCGCCAAGGUUGAGACCUGGGGCACAUCGCUGAUGGAUAUGGGCGUCGGCUCCUUCGUCUAUAGUGCUGGCCUUGUCGCUGCGAGACCUGUCGUGAAGGAGCGCGCCGAGGGUAGAUCGACACCCCUGACAACGCGCCUGUUGCAAUCGAUGCGCCAUUCCUUACCGCUACUUGUGCUGGGUGUCAUCCGCCUGCUCAGCGUCAAGGGCCUCGAUUACGCCGAACAUGUCUCCGAGUACGGUGUACACUGGAACUUCUUCUUCACACUCGGCUUCCUGCCGCCCUUUGUAGCCAUCUUCCAGUCCGCCCUCAAGAUUGUCCCCAGCUACGCCGCCCUCGCCAUCAUUCUCAGUGUUCUGUACCAGGUCGCCCUCGAGAGCACGGAUCUGAAGGCCUACAUUCUGACCGCACCAAGAGUAGACCUGCUUUCCAAGAACCGAGAAGGUAUAUUCAGCUUCUUCGGCUACCUGGCCAUCUUCCUUGCUGGCCAGGACACGGGCAUGUACGUCCUGCCUCGCAGCAUCAACCCCAAGAGCGACGGCACCCCUUCCACCCAGCGGAAGACGCUUCUCUUGACCAUGGCCGUAUGGUCUGCUGUGUGGGCCAGUCUUUUCUUCUUGACCACAAGCUACAGCUAUGGCGACGGGUUGAGUGUUUCGCGUCGUCUUGCGAACCUGCCCUACGUACUUUGGACAGCAGCCUUCAACUCAACGCAGCUUUUGGCCUAUGCGGUUGUCGAUACCCUCUUCUUCCCAUCGUCUUACAACGCCGCCGACGCCAAGGCGGAGAGGGAGGCUUACGAGACUGCCACAAGCAGGGUCCUCCGUGCGUACAAUCGUAACGGUUUGUUCCUAUUCCUUGUCGCCAACGUCUUGACCGGCCUGAUCAACAUGACCGUGCCGACGCUGCAUGUUGGGCCGCUAGCGGCUAUGAGCAUCUUGAUCGCGUACAGUGCAGCAAUCACGGGCACUGCUCUUGGCCUAGAUGCCUACGGUAUUUCCAUCAAAUUGUAG
This is a messenger RNA of Colletotrichum graminicola M1.001, 1509 nucleotides long. RefSeq lists its product as uncharacterized. Gene Ontology annotation, biological process: protein localization to plasma membrane; GPI anchor biosynthetic process. NCBI's taxonomy places the organism in Eukaryota, Fungi, Ascomycota, Sordariomycetes, Glomerellales, Glomerellaceae. The transcript is spliced from 2 exons. The record is from RefSeq and is a predicted model, not a curated record. Gene Ontology annotation, cellular component: membrane; endoplasmic reticulum. Gene Ontology annotation, molecular function: glucosaminyl-phosphatidylinositol O-acyltransferase activity. Bases 1 to 1509 code for a protein of 502 amino acids.